Messenger RNA from Owenia fusiformis, 1686 nucleotides. The record is from the annotation of a GenBank genome assembly. Lineage: Eukaryota; Metazoa; Annelida; Polychaeta; Sabellida; Oweniidae.
ACUGGACAGUGUUAAAUUUAGAGAACCAUAUUUCUGCUGCAAUCAGAGAAAAAAUACUGUCACGGGAAACUCAUUUUGUCAACUACUGCACAACAAUACAGAAAACUGAUGAAUACGCAUAUUUAAAGUGGAUAAAACUUUAAUUGUUUUUUAUUAAUGCUUCAGCAUUCAGUACAUAUCUUCUCCAGGCCAUAAAUCAACUCACAAGCCAUAACAAUCCGAAUAUCUCUAAGGUCAACUAAGGUUAUUGCGCAUGAGCAUUGUACAGAUAAAUUUGGCCUUGUUUUGCCUGUCUGCCUUUUAGCCGGUUACCAGUAGGAGGAUACAGAAGGAACCCAUUCCAUCUUUUAUUUCUUGGAUUAACUGAAAGAGAAAGAUCUUAAAAUGUCUACCAGGCCGAAGGAAAUGGGCGAUAUGCGGAUUACCGCUGGGAAGAUUGCCGGAAAAUAUAGCCAGGAAUCAGAGGCAGAGGUCAUUGGAUGGUUCCAGGCUCUGAUUGCAGAAUCGAUCCAACCAGGAAUGCACAACGUCCAACAAACUUUAAAAAAUGGUCAAUUACUGUGCAAAUUGGUCCAAGCUGUGUACAAAGGAACAGCAAAAAAGCCACCAAAAGCAAAGAAGUUCAAGAUCAAGUUCAACACAAUGUCUGCACCAUUCAAACAGAUGGAAAACAUUACAGUUUUCUUAAACGCUUGUGAAGCAUAUGGUGUUCCAAAAAACAGUUUGUUCCAAACAGUCGAUCUUUUCGAAGGCAGAAAUAUGGCUCAAGUUAUGGCCACCAUCCUCCAGUUGGGAACCGAGUGUCAGAGAACUGGAUUUGACGGCCCAACCAUCGGACCUAGGCCAACUGAGAAGCAUAUAGUUGAGUUCUCAGAAGAACAGCUAAAGGCUGGCCAAGGCAUCAUUGGUCUCCAGGCUGGUACCAAUAAAUGUGCCUCUCAGUCUGGCAUGGCAAUGGGGGCUGUGCGUCAUAUCGCAGAUAUUAAAGCUGAUGACAUGUCCAAGGACAGUCAAUCUAGCAUUGGUCUUCAAGCCGGUAGUAACAAAGGUGCGUCCCAAGCUGGUAUGUCUAUGGGUGCAGUACGUCACGUCUCUGAUAUAAGAGCCGAUGAUAUGUCAAAAGAUAGCGCUGGAAGCAUCGGUCUUCAAGCUGGUAGCAAUAAGGGUGCUUCCCAAGCUGGUAUGUCUAUGGGUGCAGUGCGCCACGUGUCUGACAUCAGGGCCGAUGACAUGAGUGCCGACAGUGCCGGGACCAUUGGUCUUCAAAUGGGCAGCAACAAGGGAGCAUCCCAGGCUGGUAUGUCUAUGGGUGCAGUGCGUCACGUGGCAGACAUCAGGGCUGACGAAAUGAGUGCCGAUAGUGCCGGAACCAUUGGUCUUCAAAUGGGCAGCAAUAAGGGAGCAUCCCAGGCUGGUAUGGCUAUGGGUUCAGUACGUCACGUGGCAGACAUUAAGACUGAAGCCGGAUCGGCGGAAGGUCAGGGAAUGAUUGGACUCCAGAUGGGAACCAAUCAGCUCGCAUCCCAGUCGGGUAUGUCAAUGGGUGCAACUCGUCACGUAGCCGACAUCAAGACCGGUGCAGGAUCCGCAGAAGGACAAGGAGUGAUCGGUCUACAAAUGGGCUCCAAUGUUGGUGCAUCCCAGGCCGGUAUGUCCAUGGGAAAACAAAGAAUGGUCACUGAUUAA